AUGGAAAAGUUGAUUGUAAGAAGGAUUGGUUCUCAACUAACUUACGCUUUUGGGUUUCGAUUAUUUCCUACACGAUUUAAAUCAUCUAUAACAGAUUCUAAACUAAAUACUUCAUCAAAAGAUAUACAGGAUUUAUCAUGGAAUGAAUUUUUAUAUUUACGUCGCCAAAAUUUGCGAUCUGGUUUAAUCGCUUCUAUUCCUUCAUCUAUUGUUGGACUUUCUUUGGGCUAUUUUUACUUUGCUACAAUACAAGUGGAUCCUACACAAACAAUAUUUGGGAUAGAUCCUUUUGUAGUAUAUUUAUUAGCUACCUUAGCUUGUGGAGGUGUUGGUUGGUUAUUUGGCCGACCUAUAGGUAUCGGAUUAUGGAAAAGUUUUCAUUCUAAGAGAAACAAAUUGAUUCAAGAAAAAGAGCGCGAUUUUUUUCUACAUAUUCAAAAAAAUAGAGUAGAUCCAAGACAUCAAUCAAUAAAUAAUCCUGUGCCUGACUAUUAUGGGGAAAAAAUUGGCUCUCUAUCUGAUUAUAGAAGAUGGUUAAGAGAUUGUAGAGCGUAUAGGAAAAAAGCGUUAAUUGAAUAA
Molecule: messenger RNA, 579 nt
Organism: Pneumocystis jirovecii RU7
Lineage: Eukaryota; Fungi; Ascomycota; Pneumocystomycetes; Pneumocystales; Pneumocystaceae
Exons: 4
Coding region: 1-579 (192 amino acids)
Biological process (GO): protein import into mitochondrial matrix
Cellular component (GO): PAM complex, Tim23 associated import motor
Source: RefSeq, a predicted model, not a curated record